UGACACGUAAUGUGCGUCACGCCGACGACGCGCGAAGGGCACAGAUCUAAGGGUCGGGAGGACGUUCGGCCUCUGUGAGCCGCAGCCUUUUCGAGUGAGUGGUUGUGUGUUCGCCAUCUUAGGAAAAAGAUGUUCUCGUCCGUGGCGCAUCUGGCGCGGGCGAACCCAUUCAACGCGCCCCACCUGCAGCUGGUACACGAUGGCCUCACGGGCCCCCGCAGCAGCCCCGCGGGGCCCCCGGGCCCGCCCCGCCGUUCCCGCAGUCUGGCAGCAGCCUCUGUGGAAGAGUACAGUUGCGAAUAUGGCUCCAUGAAGUUUUAUGCACUGUGUGGCUUUGGUGGGGUCUUAAGUUGUGGUCUGACACACACUGCUGUCGUUCCUCUGGAUUUAGUGAAAUGCCGCAUGCAGGUGGACCCCCAGAAGUACAAGGGCAUAUUUAAUGGAUUCUCAGUUACACUUAAAGAGGAUGGUGUUCGUGGUUUGGCUAAAGGAUGGGCUCCGACUUUCAUUGGCUACUCUAUGCAGGGGCUCUGCAAGUUUGGCUUUUAUGAAGUUUUCAAAGUCUUGUAUAGCAACAUGCUUGGGGAGGAGAAUGCCUAUCUCUGGCGCACAUCACUGUAUUUGGCUGCUUCUGCCAGUGCUGAAUUCUUUGCUGACAUUGCCCUGGCUCCUAUGGAAGCUGCUAAGGUUCGAAUUCAAACCCAACCAGGUUAUGCCAACACUUUGAGGGAUGCAGCUCCCAAAAUGUAUAAGGAAGAAGGCUUAAAAGCAUUCUACAAGGGAGUUGCCCCUCUCUGGAUGAGACAGAUACCCUACACCAUGAUGAAAUUUGCCUGCUUUGAACGUACUGUUGAAGCAUUGUACAAGUUUGUGGUUCCUAAGCCCCGAAGUGAAUGUUCAAAGGCAGAGCAACUGGUUGUAACAUUUGUGGCAGGUUACAUAGCUGGAGUCUUCUGUGCAAUUGUUUCUCACCCUGCUGAUUCCGUGGUAUCUGUGUUGAAUAAGGAGAAAGGUAGUAGUGCUUCUCAAGUUCUUCAGAGACUUGGAUUUAAAGGUGUAUGGAAGGGACUCUUUGCCCGUAUCAUCAUGAUUGGCACUCUGACUGCACUACAGUGGUUCAUCUAUGACUCUGUGAAGGUCUACUUCAGGCUCCCUCGCCCUCCUCCACCUGAAAUGCCAGAGUCUCUGAAGAAGAAGCUUGGGUUAACUCAGUAGAAUGAUCAAAGCAAAUGUGGACUGAAUCUGCUUGUUGAUCAGUGUUGAGGAAAGUGCAAGAGGAACUUUUAUAUAUUUGACAGUGUAGGAAAUUGUCUAUUCCUGGUAUAAUUACUGUAGUCUCUUGCCUAAGGCAAGGGUUUCAAACCCACUGUUGAAAUAAACCCAACUGUUCAUGAUUUGUCUGUGAUUUGGUGGUUAUUUUUAAAAACAGUUUUUAAAGAUGUAACCCUAAAAUGGAAGGAAUUAAGUGUAAGUUAAAACCUCAAGGAAAAAAUGCAAACUAAUCACUGUUGGUUCAUUACUUGAUCCCCACUCAUAAAUUGUCAUUUUUCAAGUUUUGUCACACAAGAGUUCCUAUGCUCCUAAAAAUAAAGGAAAUAUGCCUG
Odobenus rosmarus divergens (Pacific walrus) is the source of this 1604-nucleotide messenger RNA. RefSeq names its product solute carrier family 25 (mitochondrial carrier; phosphate carrier), member 3 (gene SLC25A3). Lineage: Eukaryota; Metazoa; Chordata; Mammalia; Carnivora; Odobenidae. The transcript has 8 exons. Gene Ontology annotation, molecular function: phosphate transmembrane transporter activity. Bases 130 to 1215 code for a protein of 361 amino acids. The record is from RefSeq and is a predicted model, not a curated record. Gene Ontology annotation, cellular component: mitochondrial inner membrane. Gene Ontology annotation, biological process: mitochondrial phosphate ion transmembrane transport.